Scleropages formosus (Asian bonytongue) is the source of this 2010-nucleotide messenger RNA. It is a transcript of the gene nsun5, whose product is annotated as NOP2/Sun RNA methyltransferase 5. The transcript has 10 exons. NCBI's taxonomy places the organism in Eukaryota, Metazoa, Chordata, Actinopteri, Osteoglossiformes, Osteoglossidae. The coding region runs from base 142 to 1584 and encodes 480 amino acids. Gene Ontology annotation, molecular function: RNA methyltransferase activity. The record is from RefSeq and is a predicted model, not a curated record. Gene Ontology annotation, cellular component: nucleolus. Gene Ontology annotation, biological process: rRNA base methylation.
GGUCGUACAGGAAUUCGUUUUUAAAGGAACCUCGCCGUGUUUCAGGGAUAAACGUGGGCCAGUAAGAUCAUGACGACAGGUCGAGUAUUAUUUUGAUUUUGGAGACAAGAACAGUUGUAAGUUGCGAAGACAAAUAAAAUCAUGGCUCUGUACGUGAAGGCGGCCGAGAUUCUUGACAAAGUCGAACGCAAAAAGGGAGCAUUGAAGACUUUAGUGUAUGAUAGUAAAUUUCAGAAUAUCAAGCAGCUGUAUGCUUUGGUAUGUGAGACUCGGAAAUUUUCGCCUGUGCUCGAAGACAUCAUCACCAGUACGAAACUGCUGAAAGCGACGAAGCUCAAGAUGAGUCUGGCCAAGGUCCUGGUGUACGACUUCCUCAUGGGACAGGGACUGAAGUGUGGCGGAAGCUGGAAAGCUAUGAUGAUGAAGCACCGGCCCCGGCUGCAGGCUGCACUUGCUCGUCUGAAGGUGAAGAAGAAGGUCAGCAGCAACCAGGACCUUCUGCCUGCAUGCAGCCAGCAGGCAACAGAAGAUCAGCUCCCACGAUAUGUGCGGGUGAACGUGUUGAAGACCACCAUGGAAGAUGUCAUAGAUUACUUAAAGAGGGAGGGCUUCUCAUACAAAGGAAAAGCAACCAGUUUAGACAAUCUGCACAGUCUCGCCGCGAAAUCAUUCCUCUGUGACAUGCACCUUCCGGAUCUCCUCGUCUUCCCUCCCAAAACGGAUUUCCACGCUCACUUUCUGUACCAGGCUGGGCACAUCAUAUUGCAGGACAAGGCCAGUUGCCUCCCUGCAUACCUCCUGAACCCCCCUCCUGGGGCUCAAGUGCUAGAUGCAUGCGCAGCCCCUGGCAAUAAAACCAGCCACCUUGCUGCCAUCAUGGGCAACAAGGGUAAGCUGUUUGCAUUUGAUCUUGAUGCUAAGCGACUGUCCACCAUGAGCACGCUCCUGUUACGUGCCGGGGUCACGUGUCAGCAGCUGGCCAAUCAGGACUUUCUGAAAGUUGACCCCGAGAGCAGCCAGUACAGUGGAGUGGAAUACAUAUUACUGGACCCAUCGUGCAGCGGGUCUGGGAUGGUAUGCCUGCACGACCGCACUCCAGCACCUCCAGAAGAGGAGACGAGCCGUCUGCAAGCGCUGGCUGCAUUCCAACUGCGUUGUCUCAACCAUGCCCUGCGCUUUCCCAACCUGCAGCGUGUGGUCUACUCAACCUGUUCCAUCCAUAAGCAGGAGAAUGAGGAGGUGGUGACUGCUUGCUUGAAGGAGAACCAGGGAUACAGGUUGGUGCACCUUCUCCCUACUUGGCCUGAGCGCGGCCUGGCCCCCUUGACUCAGUGCCUGCGUGCGAGCACCACCAAAACCCUCACUCAAGGCUUCUUCGUGGCCGUGCUGGAACGUCGGUCCCCCGGCGCGAAGGAUGACACACAGUCACAGCUUCCUACCACUGAGGAGAGAAGGGAGGGUACCAGUGGCUGCAAGAUGGAGCUGGUGGACCAGGAGCAGGCAGUGCCCAUCAGCACUGACACCCAGACAGGCAGCACCCCGGCUCGAAAGAAUAAGAAAAAGUCAAAAAAACCAACGACGUAAAGCUGACCGGCCUCGUGUGCUGCGUUAUGGAACAAGGGCCCAGCGUGCGGAAGAAGCUCAGCCAAAGACCGUGUCUUUGCAUCAUCGACAGCAAAAAGGGGACCCUACACCUGUAGUUCAGCUCCUCCGUUCAGUUUCAUGACAUUGAGUAAUACAACUGAAGAAAACUUUUCACUGCUUUAACUCGAAUGUGGAAAGUUUACAAGAAAUAAACAAAACCAGAGCAAACGUACAAUCCAAGCAACAAUGCUCCUACACUUCCAUGCCAAAACUCAUGGCUUGUCUCCUUUCUUCAAAGUGGGAGACCAUUCGGGGAACAAGUCCAAAUCAAAGGGUGAGGUUUUACUCAAGUGCUACAGUCUUCCUCUGAAAAAGAAUUUAAGUAUCCACACAACACAUACUCAAGCCUGUAUAUUACUACUGUUU